CUUUUAAUCAUUGCUUAUUGGUAGUGCUUUAUUAUCUCUCAUAUUGAAAGGAAUGCAAUGAAAAAUGAAUAAGACCAUUUAGUCCUUGAGAAACUAGGUUGAAGACAACUUUCUUCAUCACUUCCUCCAAACGUUGCAGGAAUAGCUGGUUCAAUUUUUUGGUUCUUGGGCGUUUGAGGACUUCGUUCACUGUAUUAAGGUGUUUGCCGUUGGGGCUUUAUUUGAAGUUAGAUUUCAACCAAUACGAAAGACUUAUUAACAAUUAGAGGAAACUGAAAAGGUGGAAAGGAGAUGGCUGAGGAGUGUCGCGAUGUGAUAAGUGCCAUAAACCUUGUGAAGGGCCAGCAUUUAGGUAGAACGACCAUUACUCAAUUGGAGGAUGCUACAAAGCACCUAACGCGUGUAGCUGUAUUUCUCACGAAUCUGGAGAAGCGCUACCCUGAGAAUGGGAUAUCUGGACAACUUAGGCCCCUAUUUCUAGAAGCUCGUGAUGGCUUUUCUGAGAUAUGUUCUCGUUUUCCUCGUUUCAACCUUACCAUUAAAAUGGGGAACAUUGCUGAGAAAUUCAAAGCUUCAAAGGCAUCAAAGCUUCAAAUGAUUUCAGAGGUGCUGAAAAUAAUUGAACAUGAGACUAUUGCUAAGCGAAUCAGAGCUUCAAAGCCAUCAAGAUCAUCUAGUCGAAUCACUAUGGAGAUGGUGGGGUUUGUUGAAUCUUUGCUUGGUUCUGUUCACCGUGCUCUGUUCUUUAUUAGUGUAGGGCCUGCAGCAUCUUUGCUUGACAAGAAGCUCCGACAUCUACGAGUCUUCUUCACAUUAAUUGCAAAGCGGUGCAUUGAGCAUGAGAGUAUGAAGGAUCUCUUCAACCAUGUUGAGGAUGUAGCUUACACUGCUGCAUACCUAUGUUUCUUGGGGUCGAACUGCAAUAUGGAUGGCGAGUUCUCUAAAUUGCUGGAAAGGGUAAGUCGGCCCUUUAGCCCAGAAUUGAGGCAGAUUUAUCUGAGUGCCUUGAUAGGGUUAAAGUCAUCAAGCUCUGAGACUACUACAAUAUUGAAUGCCAAAUAUAUGCUGGAUUUUGUUAGUGCUCUCCGGGAGGAUCUAAGACCUGGAUGUGAUGGUCGAAUUAGGUGGCUCCAAAGAGGACUUUCUUACCUUUCUCGAUUUCUCAGGGACGUAGAAUCUUAUCCCCUUCCACUUGGAGAAGUGAUUUCUCUUCGAUUAAAUAUGGAAGCUCUGGCCAUUGGGGCAGCAAAUGCUAUCUACUCCUCCUAUGAUGAGCACAACACUACUGAAAUAGACGAUGUGCUUUUUCAUUUGCAACUGAAGUUUAAUUAUGUCAAGGUGGAAAUCGAUCUGAUUCGGCUACUAACCCGUCAAGCCGCCAUCACAAUAGGUCCUAUGAAAUCUCUGAUUGACUAUGUUUGGAGUGAGCUGAUAUUCUUUAGAAAUUAUUUCAUGGAUGCAUUAAAGCAGUUUAAUGAGGAGACUAAGAUAACUGUUAUUUUGACUUCUAUUCAAUCUGCGAUUAGCCAAGCAUGGUCAGUCUGUGAUUCUCUUUGUCAUGACUCAGAGCAAGAAGACUCUAUUUCUAAUGAUACGGAGCAAGAAGACUUGGUCAGGGAAAUGAUUAAUUGCUUGCAUUUUCAGUUGCUUCUUAAAUUCAAGUUUAUUAAGGCAGCGAUUAGACAGAUGUAUCCCAGCAUUUCUGCAUCAUCAACAUUAGACCAUCCCACGAUAAGUCUGCUGAACUUUCUUCCUAUGAACUUUGAGGUUAUUGAUUCCUAUUUCAGCAUGCUGAAAUCCUCCAAUACAUCAUCCCCACAUAGGCCCAUGAUGGAUGAGGUUUUGAUGGGGUUUCAUGAAUAUAUUCUCAAAAAUCUGCUACUGAAGGAUGAAACCAAUUUGACGUUUACUAUUGCAGGUGAGGUCAAAAAGUUUUAUGGUGGGUUAUUGCUCCUGGUAACAUAUCUUAUUGAACCUCUAGUUCCUCACAUUGAAUGUAGGGAGCAAAAUAAUGUCUCGACAGGAUAUGGAACCAUUGCAAUUGAGGCGCAAUCUGCUAUGAGUUUAUCUUAUGAGGAUUCUAUGAAUAGCAACAACUGUAGGGAGGUCAAUCUUGUUCUUCAAUUUUUGACUGUGGCUUUCUGGCUUAUCAAGUCUGAGGGAAGCUUGAUGGAUAUACUAAAGCACAAAGCCACUUUGGAAUAUCAAGUUCUGGAUCUGAUUGAGAGUGCUCGUGAAGAGCUUAUUUUCAUUAGAUCUAUUCUCAUGGAUCUUCUCAGGCAACACACAGAACUUAACAAAUUGGAUGAUAUCUUAAUGCAUGCUGAAGUGACUGCGAAAAAGUUAGCAAUACUCAGUGAUUCUUGUUAUGAAAUUUUCCAGGACGGAAGCAGCACUGACAUAAUGAGGCCUUGGUUAUCUGAUUCUCUACAAGAGAUUGAGUCUGUCAAGGUAGAGUUCAGAAAAGUAUGCUCUCAAGUUCUGGAUGUAUCACCUUUGACCAUGACAGAUGGAGAAGGCCUUAUUAAUUUCUUAUUAAACCACCAGGACAAGGUGCCGAACAAUGAUGCUGCUUCUUUUAAUGAAAGUUUCAUGGAUGGAAGCAGCAGUGAGAAUCUGGAACUUUCAUCAUCUGAUUUUCUAGGGGUGAUUGAGUCUGUCAAGGUAGAGGAGGUCAGAAAUGCAUGCAAUCAAGUUGUGGAUGCAUCACCCUAUGAGAUGCGUAAGACAGAUGGAGAAGGCUUUAUCAAUCUGUUAACACAACAGAACAAGGUGCUGGAGUAUGAUACUGGUUCAAUCUUUUUUCUGCAUAAUCAAAUCUCAGUAGUUAAAGACAAACUAUUGGACAUGGGAUCUUUACUUGUAGAUAUUGUACAGUACCGCAAUAUGCAUCUUGAACUCAAAGAUCUUGCUAAACGCGUUCAAGAUAAAAACUACAUUUGUUUCUUCUCCAUCAAGGGGUAUAUUCCUGCUUGGUAUUACACAUUAUAUCUCUCUGAUGUCAAGCAGUUGAUUAAGCUUGUUGAGGCAGAGGUAAAGACGAUUUGUCUGAAAGUUCCAGAUUCUUCAAGUUAUAGCUUCCCCAAGACAAAUGGGCUAGGAUUUCUCAAUUGCUUUUUGGGCAAAUUGGAGGAGCUUUUAUGUUCUAAGCUUGAUUUGGCUGUCGACUUAAAUCAUCAGAUUGGAUCAGUCAAGGAGGGUUUACUGUAUCUAACAUCAUUGAUUGGUCAUUUUUCAGAAAACUAUGAUGAGCAUGAUGAAGUUUAUGGUCUUAUAACAAGUGUUACUGUAUUGGCAUACAAGGCCGAGUAUGUCAUUGACUCAUGCUUGGCCUAUUCUCAUCCACUCUGGUACAAAGUUCUUUGGAUUUCUGAAGUUGUUGAGAAUAUUAAGAUUGUAAAUAAAGUUGUUAGGGAGACUUGUGAAAGAAACAAGUUUGAGGUGACAGUGCAUGAAGUUGCAAAGACCUCCACUAAUCUUGCACCGUCGUUUUCAGAUAAUACUCAAAGAACAAACGAAGAAAUGGAGGGUUUCCAGGAUACAAUGGACGAAUUAAAGGAGCAGCUACUUGGAGGAUCACCUCAACUAGAUGUCAUCUCAAUCGUUGGCAUGCCAGGAUUGGGCAAGACUACAUUAGCGAAGAAGAUUUACAAUGAUCCAACAGUCACCUCUCACUUUGAUGUCCAUGCUCAAUGUCUUGUGACUCAAAUAUAUUCAUGGAGGGAGUUGUUGCUGACCAUCUUGAAUGAUGUUCUUGAGCCUGCUGAUCGCAAUGAAAAAGAAGAUGGUGAAUUAGCUGAUGAGCUACGCCGAUUUUUGUUGACUAAGAGAUUCUUGAUUCUCAUUGAUGAUGUGUGGGACAACAAAGUGUGGGACAAUUUACAUAUGUGCUUCAGAGAUGUUCGGAAUGGGAGUAGAAUUAUUCUAACAACCCGGCUGAGUGACAUUGCCAAUUAUGUUAAAUGUCAAAGUGAUCCCCAUCAUCUUCGUUUGUUCAGAGAUGAUGAGAGUUGGACAUUGUUACAGAAAGAGGUAUUUCAAGGGGAGACCUGUCCACCUGAACUUGCAGAUGUGGGAUCUCGGAUAGCAAGGCGUUGUAGAGGGUUGCCUCUCUCAGUGGUGUUAGUAGCUGGUGUUCUGAAACAGAAAAAGAAGAAACUAGAUUUGUGGAAAGUAGUAGAAGAAAGUCUAGGUUCCCAGAGCAUUGGCAGCUUAGAAGAGAGCAUGUCUAUAAUUGGAUUCAGUUACAAGAAUUUACCACACUAUCUUAAGCCUUGUUUUCUCUAUUUUGGAGGAUUUUUGCAGGGUAAGGAUAUUCAUGUCUCAAAAUUGACUCGGUUGUGGGAAGCCGAAGGGUUUGUACAAGCAAACAAGGAAAAAAGACAAGAUGAUGCCGCACAAGGUUUCUUGGAAGAUCUUAUUCGUAGAAAUCUAGUAAUGGGCAUGGAGAAGAGACCCAAUACCAAGGUGAAAACGUGCCGCGUUCAUGAUUUGUUGCAUAAAUUCUGCAUGGAAAAGGCCAAACUAGAGAAUUUCCUUCUCCAGAUCAAUAGUGGAGAGGAUGUGUUCCCUGAACAGCUGGAGGAAUACCGACUGUUUGUUCACUCUUACCAAGAUGAAAUCGAUUUGUGGCGGCCAUCUCGCUCAAAUAUCCGCGCUUUACUAUUCAAUGCAAUUGAUCUGGAUAACUUGUUAUGGCA
Molecule: messenger RNA, 4700 nt
Organism: Nicotiana tabacum (common tobacco)
Lineage: Eukaryota; Viridiplantae; Streptophyta; Magnoliopsida; Solanales; Solanaceae
Source: RefSeq, a predicted model, not a curated record